Messenger RNA from Dacryopinax primogenitus, 813 nucleotides. RefSeq names its product 20S proteasome subunit. The transcript is spliced from 6 exons. Gene Ontology annotation, cellular component: nucleus; proteasome core complex, alpha-subunit complex; proteasome core complex. The record is from RefSeq and is a predicted model, not a curated record. NCBI's taxonomy places the organism in Eukaryota, Fungi, Basidiomycota, Dacrymycetes, Dacrymycetales, Dacrymycetaceae. Bases 72 to 800 code for a protein of 242 amino acids. Gene Ontology annotation, biological process: proteasome-mediated ubiquitin-dependent protein catabolic process.
GCAAGUGUAGUGCAUACUCCUUGAGUGCAUACCACCGCAUACAUCUGCUUUUCCCUGUUGUCUACUGAAAAAUGUUCUUAACAAGAUCAGAAUAUGACCGGGGAGUCAACACUUUCUCACCAGAAGGGCGGUUGUUCCAAGUCGAGUACGCAAUAGAAGCCAUCAAGCUCGGGAGCACAACCGUCGGGAUCCGCACACCCACCGGCGUAGUCCUCGGCGUCGAGAAACGCGUCCAGUCCCCUUUGCUCGAGUCCUCCAGUAUCGAGAAGAUAAUGGAGAUCGACACCCAUCUUGGGUGUGCCAUGUCCGGCCUUACGGCGGAUGCGAGGACGAUGAUCGACCAUGCGCGUGUGACGAGCCAGAAUCACGCUUUUACGUUUGACGAGCGGAUCAAGGUGGAGAGUGUGACACAGGCGGUGUGUGAUUUGGCUCUGAGGUUCGGGGAGAGCAUGGAGAAUGAAGACGCGAUGAUGUCACGGCCAUUCGGCGUUGCACUCCUUAUUGCCGGAAUUGACGAACUUGGCCCGCAGUUAUACCACACCGACCCCUCGGGCACAUUUGUCAAGUACGAAGCUAAGGCCAUCGGUUCGGGUAGUGAGGCUGCACAAGCCGAGCUGCAAGACAAGUACCACAAGAGCAUGAGCAUGAAAGAAGCGCAGAUCUUAACGCUGUGCGUGCUGAAGCAGGUCAUGGAGGAGAAACUGGAUCAGCAUAACGUCCAGCUUGCGCAGGUUACACAGGAGAAGGGGUUCGAGAUCCUUAGUGAUGCUUUGCUGAAAGAGGCGAUUGAGGGGAUGUAGUGCUGGCUAGAAG